This is a messenger RNA of Chroicocephalus ridibundus (black-headed gull), 8567 nucleotides long. RefSeq names its product myotubularin related protein 4 (gene MTMR4). Gene Ontology annotation, biological process: regulation of autophagy; phosphatidylinositol dephosphorylation. Gene Ontology annotation, cellular component: cytoplasm; membrane. Bases 3060 to 6497 code for a protein of 1145 amino acids. The transcript has 20 exons. NCBI's taxonomy places the organism in Eukaryota, Metazoa, Chordata, Aves, Charadriiformes, Laridae. Gene Ontology annotation, molecular function: phosphatidylinositol-3,5-bisphosphate 3-phosphatase activity; phosphatidylinositol-3-phosphate phosphatase activity; metal ion binding. The record is from RefSeq and is a predicted model, not a curated record.
AAGCCAUGUCACAGCAGUGCUAACGAGGCUGGAAGCCAUAGUGGGCGCUUGCUGUGUUUCCCACCUUUCCAAAGCUCCACAUGCGCAUCCAAAAUACCCCCAUGUGCCCCAAUGGGUAUCCUUCCUCCCUCCCAAGGGACCCCUGCUCCCCACGGCGUGCUGGUGGCCGGCCAUGGCAGGGACCGGCCCUGCCGUGCCGUAUUAUUCAGCAUUUCCUGAGCCUGGCUUGCCAUCGUUAAUCAAGCUCUGCUGAAGGCAGGGCUAUUAAGCUUUUCACAAUCUUUUCUGUGAGGCUCCCAUAAAUACACACUGGUGAAGCAACGAUAGGCUUUCAUGGCACCUCUGUGAGAUGUGGAGAGGCAGAGAGAGAAUAAAUGUUUCUUCUUAUUUUUUGACAGCCUAAUUGUUUGCUUGGAGAGUCGGGUUUUCCAGCACAUGUAGUUUGUAUCACACCUUGACUUGGCUUGUAGCUGAGAGGCAAUCCGGGUGUUUGAGUCCGGAGCUGCAAUCCAGAAAAUGGAGAAUAGUCGCUGAUUGUCUGUGACAUGUCUGGCUUGGGUGGUGGGUGACAACGGGUCCAGCUCUGCAGGCAGAGCUCGCUCCUGCUGCCCAGGCUCUUUUCUGCAAGCCCUUGCAUCUCUGUUAGCAGCAAACCAGGGCAGAGGUUUCAAGACGGCCGCUGCUUCGGUCUCUGCAGCUCUGUUUCGCUCUGGGAGAGGCAAAGAUCCCUGGAGGAAAUCAGGCGUUUGCCUAACGAAGUGUGCAAUAAGGCACGUGAGUCACAUGGGCUUGGGGAGAGCAAACUGAGGUUUUUACGAGUGUUCUCAACCCUGGCACUUCCUUAUUAUCUGAGGGUUUGGCUCUGAGAUUUGUAGUUCCAGGGUAGGAUACAAGCUAUAAAAACGCUCAAGUGAAGCGAGUUAUUUUCUCUGCUUCCCCCAGCUGCGGUGUGUCAGGCAGCAUCGCCUGCUGGCCUCGUCAGCAGGACCGGCACCAGCAGCACUGUCCUGCGCCUGUCCCAGGCGAGCAGUGGGGAGGGCAAGGGGCUGCUGGCUUUGCUGGCCCCCAGCUGUGGGGCACAAGCUCUGCCUGUGAUUGCACGGCAGCAGAACACCUGGGGCUCUGGGCUGUGGUUUCCAUCUGUGUGGGAAAGGGCAUCACGCUCUUUUAUCUUCCCCACAGUUUCAUCCUUUUUGUCUUGUCUUUCUCUGGUCCCCUCUUGGUUUAAUUUGGCAGCGUCAGCCUCCACUUUGGCUGGGCAUAGUGGGUGGCCAGCUCCAGCCCGGCCCCUGUGACUGAUAUUUUACAGAAGCUUCUGACCUGGAUUUUGGGGGAAUCCAACCUCCUGCAUGGGAAAGCACUCCUUGAGCAGACACGAGGCCACACAUGUGACUCCUGCAGGAGAGGUGGCAGGUGCCAGCCUGGAGGGGUGUCGUCCUCCCUCCCAAGGGCUGGGGGGCCAUAGUGGCAAAGCCGGGAGCCUCUGAAAGGAGGAGGACCACAGCCAGCCCUGGAGCCGGGGGAUGCGUUUGGGAUGCCAGCACGUGGAGCUGCACAAGCGCAUGGGCAAAGCUGCCUGCGGAUGGGUGGACUGGGCCACGUGUAUUUUGGGUAGUGCUGAAGGUCCUUGGUGGGACAAGCAGCACUUGGGGUAUUUGUGGUAUCCCCUGGCUUCCUUCAUUCCACAAAUCCUCAGGAGCCCCUUCAGCUUUAUGGCUUCCCUGGGGCGGAGGAGGAAGGCCUGGGGGCGGAGGAGCAUUCCUGCGGGCUGAGCUAAUGCGGCUUGCGGAGCCCCGGCCGCCCUGGCCUGCUUUCCUCUGGGCAACUGGCUUCCGAGAGCAGCGGGGGGGUGGGAGCGAGGAGGAACAUCCUCAAACAUGACGUAGCCAAAGAGAGUCGCAGUUUCUAGCGAUGACUGACUUCUCCUACAAGGAAGGAAGUGAGAAACUGAAGUAGCCAUUAGCGAUGAUUUAAUAAAUUGGUACAAAGCGUACUGCUGGAAAAGUACUCAUGUGUCAUUCGGUGUUAUCAAUAAUUCAGAUAUCUUCAGUCUAGUGAACAAAGCGUACUUAACAUUUUACUUCCCUUGCUAAUUGUGCUUUUCACCUAAUUUGGAAGUUGCCAGUUAGUAGUGACUCUUGCUGGUGGUGUGGUAAGCUGCUACUACUAUUUUAUUUUUUUUUUCACUAUAUGAAGUCUGAUAAGUGUGGUCAUUUUGCUAAAUAGUGGGGGAAAAAGGCUUUUAUAGUUGAAAAGAGACAGGCUGGAUCUGGGUCUGAAGUGAGAUAUUGCACUGUUUGGCUUUUUCUGUUUUCCUAGGGAAAAAAGUUAAUUCCCAUCAUAGGUUUUUUUUUCCUUAUUUUUCUGGAACUCGGUGAUCUACUCUUAAAUGUCAGGUAAUAUAGCGCACAAGUUUUGAAUCCUUUCUGAACUCCCAUUCUUUUCUCCUGUCCUUUCUCAUCAAGUGCAUGGCAGGACAGGAGAAAUCAGCUGAAAGUCCAAGGGUAAUUAUUGCUGGCUGGCAGCACGGCUGGGGCUCCCUCCUGCGUGGCGUGGCCGUGCUGGGGGAGCUGGAGGACGUGCAUGCUGCCUGCUCACUGGGAAGAUUACAUUUCAAAAAUGAGUCCUUAGUGCUGGCAUCCAGCUUGGCCUUCUGAUGCAGGGGUGUCAAGCCUCGCUUAAUUCUGGGCUGGGAGAGAAAUCCCUAAGUGGAAGGAAAGCCUUGAGGAGCUAUUCCGAAACUCUUCUGUCGCCGACCCGAUCCCGCAAUGGUGGAAGGAGAAGUAAUUCUCAGGCGGGCUCCCUGCCACUGCCCCGAGGUGUGUUGUUUGCACUUCUUGGGUACUGGUUGGUGUGUGCUGGUGGGUACCAAGCCCUGCAUGCUGUGUGUAGUGCCUGACCGAAGGGAUUUGGUGUGUCCCCUGCGGUGUUGAGUCUGAUUUCCAGCAGCUCCCGAAAAGGCCACUAAAUAGAGGUUGGCAGCAAUAGGUGAGACUAGUGGAAGAACGAGAAGAGACUGAGUUGUGAUUGAACCAGGCGAUUUUGGAGGGUGUCUGAGGAUGGGUGAGGAGGGCCCUCCCAGUUUGGAGUAUAUCCAGGCCAAGGACUUGUUUCCCCCGAAAGAGCUUGUAAAGGAGGAAGAGUCAUUGCAGGUCCCAUUCACUGUGUUGCAGGGCGAGGGAGUGGAGUAUCUUGGCCAUGCAAAUGAUGCUGUGAUCGCCAUCUCCAACUACCGGCUUCAUAUCAAGUUCAAGGAUUCUGUGAUCAAUGUGCCUUUGAGGAUGAUGGAAAGCGUGGAGUGUCGGGAUAUGUUCCAGCUUCACAUCGUCUGCAAGGACUCCAAAGUGAUCAGGUGCCAUUUUUCCACCUUUAAGCAGUGCCAGGAGUGGCUAAAGAGGCUAACUCGAGCCAUUGCCCGCCCUGCUAAGCCUGAGGACCUCUUUGCAUUUGCCUAUCAUGCGUGGUGCUUAGGAGUCUGUGUUGAUGAGGAGGAUCAACAUGCACAUCUCUGCCGUCCAGGAGACCAUGUGAGAUACCGAUUUGAGAUGGAGCUGGUGAGGAUGGGCUUUGACUUGCAGAACGUCUGGCGCGUCUCUGACAUCAACAACAAUUACAAGCUUUGUUCCAGUUAUCCCCAGAAGCUGCUGGUCCCUGUCUGGAUCACCGAUAAGGAGCUAGAGAACGUGGCUUCGUUUAGGUCAUGGAAAAGGAUCCCUGUGGUGGUGUACAGACACGUGCGCAAUGGGGCGGUGAUUGCACGCUGCAGCCAGCCUGAAAUCAGCUGGUGGGGCUGGCGAAACGCUGACGACGAGUAUCUUGUGACAUCUAUUGCCAAAGCCUGUGCCUUGAACCCUGGAGUAAAGGUACCUGGUGGCAUGCCGCACAACGGGAGCAGCGACGGCAGCGAGGCCUGCGAUGCCGACUUCGACUCGUCCCUCACCGCAUGUUCAGGUGUGGAGAACGCAGGAACUCCUCAGAAGCUGCUGAUUCUUGAUGCCAGGUCCUACACUGCGGCUGUGGCCAACAGAGCGAAGGGAGGCGGCUGCGAAUGUGAAGAGUAUUACCCAAACUGUGAAGUCGUGUUCAUGGGCAUGGCCAACAUCCACUCCAUCCGCAACAGCUUCCAGUACCUGCGUGCGGUCUGCAGCCAGGUGCCAGACCCCAGCAACUGGCUUUCAGCCCUGGAGAGUACCAAGUGGCUGCAGCACCUCUCUGUCAUGCUGAAGGCAGCGGUGCUGGUCUCCAAUGCGGUUGACAGAGAAGGGCGCCCGGUGCUGGUUCAUUGCUCCGAUGGCUGGGACAGGACUCCGCAGAUUGUAGCGCUGGCAAAGAUUCUUCUGGACCCUUACUACAGGACCAUGGAGGGCUUCCAGGUGCUUGUGGAAUCAGAUUGGCUGGAUUUUGGUCACAAGUUCGGGGAUCGCUGUGGUCACCAGGAGAAGGUGGAAGAUCAGAAUGAGCAGUGCCCAGUUUUUCUCCAGUGGCUGGAUGCCGUUCAUCAGCUUCUGAAGCAAUUUCCUUGCCUCUUCGAAUUUAACGAAGCUUUUUUGGUGAAGCUGGUACAGCACACGUAUUCCUGCCUCUACGGGACCUUCCUGGGGAACAGCCCCUGCGAGCGAGAGAUGCACAACAUCUACAAGCGUACCUGCUCUGUGUGGUCCCUCCUGCGGGCUGGCAAUAAGAACUUCCACAAUCUUCUCUAUAUGCCAGGCUCGGAGCAGGUGCUGCACCCAGUGUGCCACGUGCGAGCGCUGCACGUCUGGACAGCAGUGUAUCUCCCAGCUUCCUCGCCCCAUCCCCUGGGACAGGAUGAUAUGGAUAUUUACCUGCCCCCUGGAUCUCAGAGCCAGGAGUUCAGUGGCAGAUGUCUGGACAGAUUACCAAAGACAAGAUCUAUGGAUGACCUGCUCUCAGCCUGCGACUCCAGCAGCCCGCUGACCCGCACCUCUAGUGAUCCCAACCUGAAUAACCACUGCCAGGACGUCCGGGUGGGGCUGGAAGCCCGGCACGCUGCCGCUGAGGGAGCUGAGCUGCACUUGGGCGAAGGCAGCGCAGUGGCUGCGGGAGAGACACGGCAGGUGGAGGAGCAAGAGGAAAACGCUCCACUGCAAGCCAGCAGCGCUUGUAGCAGCCGUGCUGAGCACGAAGGGCACAGCAGGCAACUGAGCAGCUGGGCUUCUGUGCCAGCGGGCAGUGUCUCUCUGGAGGCAGAAAAGGGAAACGGAACACACAUGGAGGAAGUGGAUGGUACGUCUCCAGCUCCAAAUCCUUCCGGACAGGAAAAUGUUGACAAGGUUUCCAGCAGUUCCGGAAAGCAGUUAGAAACCGGUCCCCAGGAACUUCUGAAGGCUACUGGCAUGGUGUCCAAUGGAGGAGGCUGCCCCAAGAGAAACACCUGCCAAGACAUUCCUAGCCAGGAGGCCCUGGCACCAAGCACCCCUUGUCAGGACAUCCCAGGCCCUGCCCCGGGCAUCCCCUGCCCAGAUGAAGACAGCAGCAAAGGUGAUGCUGGAAGGAAUGUGCCCUGCGAGGAGCCUGGCCGGCUGGGGAGAGUCCCGCUAGAGCAGUGGCACAAGCCUAUUUCCCAGAGCCAAAGCAGCGAGUUCUCCUUCCUGGGGUCCAACUGGGACAGUUUUCAAGGAAUGGUGACAUCGCUCCCGAAUGGGGAGCCUGCGCCCAGACACCUCCUCUCCUACGGCUGCUGCAGCAAGAGGUUGAGCAGCAAAGCGCUGCGGGCGCCAGGCCUGUGCCUCAGUGGCCAGUGGGCUGCCAGAGAAGGUGCGAAACCCUCAGCCUGCUCUGGCCACGUCAGCACGCAUUUUGCAGGCCCCGUGGGGAAGCCCAGCCGUUCGUGGCUACCCUACCACCUGAAACAAGCGUCUGGUCCCAAGCACGUGCCGCCAAAAUGUCCUUCUCCUGUGCCUCCUCUCUACCUGGACGACGACGGGCUCCCCUUCCCCACGGACGUGAUUCAGCACCGGCUGCGGCAGAUCGAGGCCAGCUACAAGCAGGAGGUGGAGCAGCUGCGCAGGCAGGUGCGGGAGCUGCAGCUGCGCCUGGACAUCCGCCACUUCUGCGCCCCUCCGGCCGAGCCGCCCAUGGACUACGAGGAUGACUUUACAUGUCUGAAGGAAUCGGACGGCAGCGACACUGAGGAUUUCUGUUCCGAUCAUAGCGAAGAUUGUUUGUCAGAAGCGAGCUGGGAGCCUGUUGAUAAGAAGGAGACUGAGGUCACACGGUGGGUUCCGGACCACAUGGCCUCGCAUUGUUUUAACUGUGAUUGUGAAUUCUGGCUGGCCAAACGGAGGCAUCACUGCAGGAACUGUGGGAAUGUGUUUUGCGCUGGUUGCUGCCACCUGAAGUUGCCCAUCCCUGAUCAGCAGUUGUACGACCCUGUCCUCGUUUGUAACUCCUGUUAUGACCACAUCCAAGUGUCUCGUGCCAGGGAGCUCAUGAGCCAACAUCUGAAGAAACCCAUUGCCACAGCUUCCAGCUGAAUGCCAGACAAAGGACCUGUCGAAGCCCAGCCUUUUCUCUCGUGGGUUUGAAGGGUGACUCUGCCUCCACUGUAAUUGUGAAGGCCGUUGGUGCAACACUUGAACACCAAGCUUGAAUGCGCUGUCUUCAGCAGUCUUACUGUCAGUCCGGAGCAGAGGAGCUCAGAUUAGAGUAUGGUGUGUGUGUCCCCACUCUGGUACCAGUGGGCCCGUACAUUUAGUCUGACGACCUAGGGCUACAGAGGGGAUUGCGACCUCUGUCUUUUGUGGGCUGGAAAGCAAUGUUUUCACAGAUAUUGCCUGUGCAAAGUACCCCCAAAGCAAUAGAAAGGCAUGUUUAGAACCAUCUCCCCCUACCAAGGCAGGCUGCUGUACGAGACGGAAGCGGGCAGACUCCGGGUGGUGCCGUGUGCUUUGGAAGGGCCUCAGCCUGGAGCAGUUCUGUAGAUUCUCUUUCCAUGAGUGUGAUUUGCGAUCAGCUUGGUGAACAAGACUCAUUAGCCAUCACUAAUUGAUUUUUUUUUUUUUUUUUCUCUUGAGCGUUGAAGAGAAGUUCAUUCUGGCUGAAAACGGGCCAAGCAGCUUUUGCCCGUUUUCACGCUCCGCUAGAAUCGGUGAACGCACUUGACUCUGCCCCUGCCCACCCCCGUACUGCAGGGCCAGGGGAGAUCGGCUUUUUCACUUCUGCUCUGCCCGUCUGCUUUGUCUGCGGUAGUGUCACGGCCUGGUGCUAGCACAGGAGUGGCACCCUGAUCCUCUCCUGGCAUGGAAACAGAACUCGCCGUCCUGUGUUGCUCCUCCUCCCCUUUUCCGCCCUCAGCUCUCCACUUCCUACUGCUCUUUAUUAUCCUGAAAACUUGAUACCUUGAGGGUAUAGGCCAUAACGUGUUGUUUUACCUCCUGGAAUGUGCUGUCUGGUGUAUGUGAGGGUUUCAGUCCAAAUGCUGCUAUAUAUUUCUGUGCACUUAAUGUAACCCGAAGAAGGGAGAAUGAAGCAUCGAUACCAAAAUGGGGGUGGGGAAGGACACUGGCUGACAGAGACACUAUGGUCUGUGCUUUUCACUUUAGGAUGUAUAACCAAGCUACAGCGAUAAACACGGCACGUUCAGUGGUGGAAACAAUCUCUCUGACUCGCCCCAGCGCUACCUAAAAUGCCUCUCGAAUUUGACUUCUUUUUUUGUCUCCUGUACAGCGGUCAAAGUUCAGAGUUGCCAACUUGUAAUUGCCUCUUUAAACUAGAGCAGGAAUCCCAACUCAUUCUAAGGAAAAGGAACUGGGUUUAGAAAGAAAGAAAGGUUUAGAAAGAAAGUGGGCUUUGGGUGGGCCUUUAAAACCCUGGAUCCCUUGGGGGAGUAUCCAUCCUGCCUCCUUUCUAAGAAAUCUGUGGCUAUUAAUGAGGAAGAAGGGUUUGGAAGUGGGGCAUUUCUUUGCAGAAAUGCAGGUUUUCUCUCCAGCUAACUGAACACAGCUGGUGUAUUCUGCACCUCCUGAGACCUGUGAGGACAUUUGGUUUGCUAACAAGGCAAAGUACUUGACACUGUUUGGUCUCCCCAGUUUUUUGCUAACGGUUUGUCAUCUCCGUCGGAGGGAACGGAACAAUGACCCUUUCCUGCACUGUGGUAUGUCAGCCUCUGGUGUUGUGAAUCCCAAUAGUGCGAGCAAAGCUAGCAUCAUCGGAAGACCCUGUACUUACUUGGACUCUGCUUCUUUUCCAUACUGGGAACAACCAAUAUGGCUUUGGGAAGAGAAGGCACCUUGCUUCAGAUUCUCCCCUGCCUUGUACCUUGCAGUCAUUGCCCGACAUGGAAGAGUGACCCUUGGGCUGGCAGAAGAAACUGGAUCCGCUCCUGUUUUCCACGUGUUGGAGUGACUGCAAGCAAUAAGGAAGCCAGAAACUAGGUACUCCUGGCCCUUCCGUUCAGGCCACUAGUUCAAACUGCUUUUAGCUCUUGUGAGUUUCAGCGUCACAAUGUGCUGGCCAAAAAAAACUCUAAAAUCAGUUCGAUAGCAUUGUGACAAACAAAAUGUGCUGUACAACUCAAUACAGUUGAAAUAAAAUCUCUAUAUUAG